AUGUUCGCCCCAAGCCGCCCGAGCGUGGCGCCGGCCGCGCCGGCGCCCCAGACUCGAGGAGCGCGCCGAUGCCCAAAGGCAAAGGUGUCCUUGACAUGGACGAAUACCGUGCCGCCUUUGGCGCUUGCCGUUGCAUGCCGCUCGCACCGGAGCUCGAAGGUGAGCGUCAAGGAGGUCAAGCAGCAGGUGUCCAAAGGCCACUUGGCGCUGCUGGGCGCUGGGUUCCUGUGCUGGGCCAUGGCCGGGGUCUCCAACGAGGCCACGGGCCUCUUCCUGGGCCAGCUGGUGGAGGACUUCCAGGUGAGCCCUGCUCAGGCUAGCCUUGUGGUCACCAGCUUUACGUUGGGCAACGCUUUGGGCCUCGCCAUUUGCAGCCGCCUGGGCGACAAGCUGGGCCGCCGCUUUUUGGCCCGGCUCGGUUUGGUCAACGCCGUCUGCGCCGCUGGGAUGAUCCUUACGGCCGUCAGGUUCGACAUGCUGCUCCUGGCGCGCGCUUCUUUGGGUCUCUCCACUGGGCUUUUCUCCGUGACAGUGCCAGCGAUGAUGGCAGAGGGGCUGCCCACUGACAAGGUGGAGGCCUACCUUUCGAGUUACCCAAGCGGCUGGCCCUUGGGCGCACUAGUGGGAGUCCUCUUGGCCAGCGGCCCCUGGCGGUCUGUGCUGGGUCUUGGGCCUUUGCUGGUGGCAGCAGCGCUGCUGCCGCUGCUCUUGUGGCUGCCCGAGUCCCCACAGUACUUGCAUAUGAAGGGCCAGAAGGCUGCCGCCGCAGCGUCGCUGCGGAAGCUGGGCACGCACAAGGCCUUGGAGGGGCCCAAGGAGACCACGAACUCCGAGAGCCGAGUGUCCUUCCCCAGGAUGGCUGCCACCUUUAUGUGCCGCCAUGCGGCAUCCAUGCUGGUGAAGAUUUGGCUGCCGAUUUGGGUGGGCUCCACUUCCAAAGCCAUCGCAGCGAUGCUUGUGAUGUACGUGGUGGAGAUCUUUGGCAUCCUGGCCACCUCCCGUCUGGUGGCAGCCGACAGCAGCGACAGUACCUUGGUAAAGGGCGCGCGCAUCAGCAUGAUCGCAGGCUGUGCAGCGACCCUGGGCUGCCUGCUGUGCAAAGGCCACGUGGUAGCAGCUGGUCUGCUGGGUGCAGCGCAUUUGGUGGCGCAGGCCAACGCUUGCAACCUGCUGAUCGCCUACGCCACCUGCGCCACCAGCGCCGCACAGCGGGGGAAGAUGCUUGCGCGGCUGAACCUGCUCAGCUUUCUGAGCGGCAGCCUUGUUCCGUCCUUGGUGGGCCUCCUGGUUUCUGUCCAUGGCGGCGUCUUCCACAACGUGCACCGCAUGCUCCUAAUUGCUGCCGCGCUCUACGGCGUGGGUGCGUUCACCACACCCCGCAAGUGA
Molecule: messenger RNA, 1386 nt
Organism: Effrenium voratum
Lineage: Eukaryota; Dinophyceae; Suessiales; Symbiodiniaceae
Source: the annotation of a GenBank genome assembly